AUGGGCAAGAAAUCAUCCAAGACGCAAUCCAAGGAGGAGAGCCAGCCGGCCACCGGUGGCCUCCCAUUCAUCAGCGGUAGCGCAUCUUUGGACCCAACAUUGUCCUCGCUCUUCGCGGCAAGCUCUGGACCUGUCCAAGCACCGGCGGUGAAGUACAGCAAUGCUGCUGCAGGCAAGCCCUCCAAAAAGACCAAAAAGGCCGACAAGGUCGAGGCCGCCGAGGAGGAUGAUGAAGUGAUGGAAGAUGCUUCCGAGGAGAGCGAAUCUGAUUCCGCAGAGGAGAAGGCAGAGGAAACACAAGGCCGCAAGCGAAAGCGUGGUCCCGCGGAGGAAGUCGAAGAAACCUACAUGCGCCGCCUCGCCAAAGAGGAGGAAAAAGACGAGGAAAAGCGCAAAGCCGAGUAUGCCAAGCGUCAGAAGCCCGAUGAGGACUCCGACAACAGCGAAAAAUCCGACGACGAGGAGGAAGAGAGCAAGGAAAAGGACAGUGACGACGAGGAGAAGAGUGCUCCGCCUCCAGUUCACGAGAGCGUAUCUGGCAACGCUAAGGCCAGCGAAGUUGAAAAGUCCAGCCGAACUGUCUUCCUGGGCAACGUUUCCACCGAAGCUAUCAAAUCCAAAACAGCCAAGAAGACUCUCCUCCGCCAUCUGGCCUCCCACUUAUCCAGCCUGCCCGAGUCCAGCGGCCCACACAAGGUCGAGUCGAUCCGAUUCCGCUCCGUCCCAUUCGCCAGCGGUGGUGGUCUCCCCAAGCGCGCAUCUUUCGCCAGACGGGAGAUCCUCGACGAGACCACGCCCAGCACUAACGCCUACGCCGUCUACACCACCAUCCAAGGCGCGCGCAAGGCCCCCGCCGCCCUAAACGGAACCGUCGUCCUGGACCGCCACAUCCGCGUCGACAGCAUCGCCCACCCGGCUGAGAUCGACAACAAGCGCUGCGUCUUCGUGGGUAACCUCGACUUCGUCGACCAGGAGGGUAUCACCGAGGACCACAAUGGCAAGAAGAAGAAGGCGCGCGCAUCCGCCGAUAUCGAGGAGGGUCUCUGGCGGAUCUUCAACCAGCACACAGGCGACACCAAGGACAAGAAGACAGUGAAGAAGAACGUUGAAUUCGUCCGCGUGAUUCGUGACCGCGCCACUCGCGUCGGCAAGGGCUUCGCCUACGUCCAAUUCUUCGACGCGAACAACGUCGAGGCCGCUCUCCUCCUGAACGAGAAGAACUACCCGCCGAUGCUGCCGCGCAAACUGCGCGUCACUCGUGCGCGCAAGAUGGCCAAGAAGCAGGAUGAUGAUGGCGGCAAGAAUGGUCGUCGCGGUGAUCUUGCUCAGAAGACGCUUCAGGGUCGUGCUAACAAGCUACUUGGUCGCGCUGGUGCAGCUAAGAUCAAGGAGGCUGGCAAAGGGGGUAUUGCUGGUAACUCGAUGGUUUUCGAGGGUCACCGUGCUACCGAGGCUGGAAAUAGCAUGAAGGUCAAGGUUAAGAGCCGUGGAUCGAAGGGUAAGCCCAAGGGUCGGGGCAGCAAGCGUGCUGCGGCCUACCGUGCUGCCGGUGGUCAGAAGCCAUGA
This is a messenger RNA of Penicillium manginii, 1566 nucleotides long. RefSeq names its product rRNA-processing protein NOP12 (gene nop12). Gene Ontology annotation, molecular function: RNA binding. Bases 1 to 1566 code for a protein of 521 amino acids. The transcript has 2 exons. The record is from RefSeq and is a predicted model, not a curated record. NCBI's taxonomy places the organism in Eukaryota, Fungi, Ascomycota, Eurotiomycetes, Eurotiales, Aspergillaceae.